CGUCACAAUGACGGCGUAUCGGAUUACUUGCCAAGCAAUAGCCACUGCAGAUCCACUGACUGGAUAUUGUAAAAUCGAUUAACAUAAUCUUUAUUCCCUUCCCGUAUAUUUGAACACAUCUGUCAAGAUUCGUAUGAAAUAAAACUGUGGAAUUUGGUGAGUAUGUACGCAGUAGCGUAAACUUUCUGGCAUAACAUGCCAUGCAGCGCUAUACGCUAUAUUUUAAAAUGAAAAAUAAUUUAAUUUGAGCGCAUUCAAUAGCAAAUAUUUCAGUUAUUCAGUAAUCUUUCAGUUUCUUUGUAGAACAAGUCAAAAGGGAGGGUAUUUGCGCUAUAAAUAUGCUUGUUUGUACUACAUGCAUUUAUCUAUUCAAUAACAAAUAUCUAGAUUUGCUUCCAUUGGGUAUAACAGUAACAUUGUAACAUUGUGCCAGAGAUGCACGUGUUGCACGAUAUUUGAACUUUGGCAACGUGCUUCGGUGCUAGCACAGUUUUGAUUUCAGGUUAUUAAAUGUUGCUAAAACGUUGGUAUACCCUAGCCUAGUAUCUGCAUAAACCUAUAAAUAAUUUGAUAUAUAUGAAAUUGAAAGUUUGGAUUAUAAUUUGACUGAUUCUAAUGUCAGUAAUGAAUUUGUAUUCUAUUAAUACAAUGUCUGUCAAAUAUCUCAGACAAUAUAAAUAUAAUUGUUUCUCUGAAACAGAGAUGAGACCCAAUUUAUCUUACAGUGUAAAAGCAGUGUGCUACUCCGAGCAAAGUUAAGUCAAAAUCUUUGUUGGCUAUUUGGCAUAUUACCCAAUGGAACACCAAAUAGCAUGUAUGGUUGAGUACUGUAUGUGCCUGGUGGAUUGACAGUUAAUAGUGGAUAUUUAUAAUCAGAUGCAUCAUUAAAACUGCAAUAUGUUUGACAAAGAUUUACUUUUCGCUUUUAAACUCCAUAUAAUCAAUUUACCUUGCCUGACCAUUUUAGGGAUUAUUUCAGUAAUUAGAUAAUUUCACAGUAAUUACUAAAUGAAAGCAACUUCCUGUGGACAUAAAAAUGGGAUGAAAUUUAAUCUUAUGCACAGAUAAAUCCCCAUCUUGAGAGGAAGUGCUUACAUGUGCAGUGUGCUUUAAGUUUUGUUGCGGACCGUGGUGCAAUUUAUGCCUGCAUUUUCUUCUGCUAGACAUAAACAAGGAGACUGUAAGAAAUUUCACAGUUAAUCAAGAUCAUACUUAAUCAACAUGUAUGCUCAAAACCCAGGUAAAUAUUGUUAAUGUUAGCCAGCACUUGAGCAAGCUUGUUGUGAGUGCAUUUUUUGUAGUUUGUCUGUAUUUCUCGUUUGCUUGUUAUUUGUAUUGUUAUCAACUUAUUUGAAUCACAAAAAUGUGUCUACAUGACUACAUCAGGUUAUAAUUGACUAAAUCUUGAAAAGGUAGUUGGUAAAUAUAAUAUAUCGGCAAUAUCUUGGGUAUUGCAAGAUGUUAAUCUUUGCAAUUUGCAUUUAUAUAUUGUUCCUUUCUUCAUAUUAUUUGUGAAAUGUUCAUGUCUGAAAAGAGCAUUUGACCUAAUCAGCUGAACAUCACAUGAAACCAUUUAUACCACAACAUUUGAAUUAGAAUUGAAUUGCCAAACACAUGCUAAGAGGCAAAAUACAAAGCUUUGAAAAAUUAUCAGCAAUUAAAUUUCCAACCAGGAAAAGACAAAGGAAAUUGUUACCACCAUCUGUGUUUUUAUAUGUGAUAAAAAAUCAUGUUAAUUUACAUAAAUUUUGGCUUUGAUUUUCUCAGCUUAGACAACGUUGAUUUUCAAAAUUACUUUGCCAACGAAGUCAUACUGAAUGCGUUGUUUUUUAAGCCAUUUAAAACACUCUCAGUCAUUGCUUUAUGAGAUAAACAUACGGCUUUUGCCCGUGUUUUAGAUCUGAUAAAGUACUCGUGCUUGUGUUUCAAAUGGCACAUAAUUUUGGGCAAGUUUUAAAUAAUAAGUAAUUAAAUCAUUUGUAUGUGGUUUAGGCUACCCACCGCAAGCAGGAAGUGCAUAUCCUCCUGGCCCUGGUAAUAUUGAAUUUUUUCUUUUCAUGCAAAAUUUAUCGUUUUUAAAAAGUUUGAAUUUUAUCGUCCAUAUUUUAUUCAGCUCCUCCGGCAACUUUGUUUGAUGCUGUGGCAGGUUAUGAGAAAACUGUGUAUGGCCAAGGUUUGUGAUUACCGUGAUGUAGUAAGUCGAGACUAUAAGAUCAGGUUACUUGAAGUGCGACUAACCACAAACAUAAUUUUUGGUAUGUGUAGUAUUUGGGUCAUUCUGAGAAGAAAUGCAUGUAAUAUAUCUACCCUUGUUGAUCAACUUUUUCACUGUCAAAGUUCCAGAUAUGAUGUCAUUAGGUGAUUUUUUGGUACAAAAAAAAACAAAGGAAAACUAACACAAAACAACAGCCUUUCUUCCCCUUGUCAAAAUGAUUAAAUUCACACCAUUAAAUUUGUGUGUAACAUUUAAAUUUUAAACAACUUCAUUUCACUGUGUCAUAUUUCAGGUUAUGCUCCACCCCCUCCUAGUGCCCCUCCCAUGCCAGAAGAGAGACGACCAGAUGAAGAAUUUGUAAGGUAGGUCAGACAUGGUACUGACUACUGAGGCAUGUUAUCAAAUAUCAUAAAUUCUCUAUUAAAUCUCCUCCCUUCCAGGGAUGGAUUUGCUGGGGGGGUGUGUGCAGGGGGGGGGGGGUUGCACCCCCAAGCCCUGGCCAGAGGGGGUGCAGGGGGGGUGUGCUAUUUUUUAAGAUAAAGCAAAAAAGACAAAAUGAGAUACAGUAAUUUGAGUAAUAACAUGAUGAUAAGUGAACUGUGAACAACAAUUCAAAUUCAAAUACAGUAGUUGAUGGGCGGGCGGCACACAUGGCCGACACAACUCGGCAGUUGGCACCAGAGCACCUACCAGAUCAUACUGGAUCCAUCCCUGCUCCAUCCUCAAAUAUAAGCCCUCCUCUAAUAGCCCCGCAUUUGAAGUCCCCUCUGUACCCCCUUCCCCCUAUCUUCACAAACAACUGUUGAUUACAUUUGUUGAUGGUCUUACUGUGCCAACUUGUUUCGAAGUCAAUUCAGAUAUAUGCUAAUAUCCGGCUGAAAAUAUACCUGAAGUAAAUAAACCCCAUCCAUGAAAUUCCAGAAGUAUACAUGUAAAUCAACAUUUAUUGUGCUUGCCAUUUGGAUCUGAUACAAAGAUGGGUUGAAAUCAUAUUUGAAAUAGCUGUUUUUAUGCCCAAAUGGACUGUUAUUAAUUUUGUGUUUUUAGUGGCGCAUCGAUAACUGCAGAAGAGGCCCAGGAUGCAAUGGAGAGUUUUGUUGCAACACAAUGCUGUUAUGGUUCAAGUCCCGCCAAAGAAAUGGAGAUAAGGGAUAUUACACCAUCCAGUGCUUAUCAUGUGAGAAACAAAUUACAGUGAAUAGUUGGUUAAUCAAUGUAAAAUGCUGGUUAUCUUCAGUAGGAAUAUAAUAUCUGUUUAAAUUUCUAGUACAAGUUGACAACAUUCACAGAAUCUAGACAAACAGCCUGGCAGUAUGAACCAUUUACAGGUUGGUAUAUUGAUGGUAGUCCAUAUUUAUUCUAAUAAACGCCCACUCCCUCAACUUACAGACUUUUGUAAUAAACACCUUUCUCAAAUUAACGCCUCUCCCUAAUAGAUGCACCUGUUUAACUAAUACUGUACAUUUCACUGCACUUUGUGAAUUUGUGUGAAUUGUGUCCAGAUUUUGUAUUUUUGGGGUUAUACUAUGAAUUUUUGAAAAUAAACACCUCUCAAUUACACACCUCUCUCUAAUACACGCCUGUCUCUUAUAAACGCCCCCUUCCAAACUUUUUUUUUUAAAUAAACGCCCAGGGUGUUUAUUAGAAUAAAUAUGGUACUGCUACUGACAUACGAAACUGUAUCAAAAAGUCAUUGACUCAUGUUUGUGAUACAAAAAUUUUGUCUCAUGUUUUCUUGCUAAAUUUGGAGUUGUUGUUUAAACGAAAGAAUGUGAUGUUAUAAUCCAUUAAGUUGCAUUGGACUCCACUGCACCUAUUUUACUCAGUCUAAUGCCAGACAAUUUUACUCUUCAAGGGGAGAGCACUUGGCACUCAAUGGGUUAUCAGACUGUCUGCCCAUGUGUGUAGUUAAUUAUACUAUUUUGGUCUCUGAAAAUGUGAACAUGUAGUGAAAACAUGUGAAUAAAUCUCCAAACUUUAAUGGACAACUUGCAUGUUAGACUAAAUUUUAAUCUAAGUAAACAGAAGGGAAUAAAACACAACAGUUAAAAAGAACAUAAUGAAAUUAGUAAAAUAGCAAAAUUUGGUUGCAAAAUGUUGUAAAAUACAGAAAAUAUAGCCUUGCAAAGUUUGCCUAUUUUCAGUAUAUUUGUAUUACGGGAAAUUGUUAUCAUUUUCGGCUCAAAAAUGGUAACAAUUUCCGCACGUAAUACAAAUAUACUGAAAAUAUGCAAACUUUGCAAGGCUAUAUUUUCUGUAUUUUACAACAUUUCGUAACCAAAUUUUGCAAUUUUACUUAUUUUAAUAAGUUCUUUACGGGAAUUUACUUUUUUUGUCUAAAUCAAAAAUUAGUCUAACAUGCAAGUUGUCUAUUCGUAACGAAUUUGUCAUCAUAUUCGUAAAACAUUCAUUGAAAUUUGAGGUUGGGUAAAAAAGAUUUUGACUUUUUAAUGGUUGGAUCUGCAAACGUUUUACCAAAAAACAUCUCUCUUCAGUGCCCCCACAUAAACAACGACCGGUCCCUUAACAUUGCACUCAUUCGAUAUUUGUGUACUUAUUCUCACGCAGGUCAAGUGGUGGAUGGUCCUCACAAUGGACCUGCCCCUGGCCCAUGGAUGAUAAUGGUUCAGCCGAAACAAAUGUUCUCACCGUCGAGCACUAAACUUGAGGUUCCCCAUACUGCUUCUGUGAAGGUGCAUUGUUAUACUGUUCGAUAUCGGUUUAUGUUCUGUUUAUUUACUUGCAUGAUACGCAGGGUGCGUUCAAAAUUUUUAGUCGUACCUGACUGGUACUCGCUUACUGGAACCGCGUAUGUGAGCUGGUACAAGCUUAAGACUCAAGGUGUACUUAGUCUUUAAAAUGAAGUACAUAAAGUGUAGGUUUCUGAAAGGUAUUCAUUCAUUAAGUACUUGAAACUAGAAGUUAAAACAAGGAGAACAGUUGCAUAUACAAACACUACAAUCGACUGGAACAAUCCUUAGUCUCGUCCCAUUAAUCCAAUCAUGUUUAAUGCCAAAUCAUGUAAGACCUCAGGGUGCGAUAAUUCGCGUACUUACGUACCGGAGUACGCCAAUAUUACUGUCUGGUACUUCUUUGUUUUCAGCCACGUACCACGUAGGUACGCGGAACUCUUGCUAUCUGCGUACUUACGUUUUGCUGGUACCACAUGACCUUUCCAAGUCCAAGGUAUUCAAUACCGUAAUUUAGUUGGUAUAUCAUGUGUCUGAGAUGUCUUGGCAUGAAACAUGAUUGCACUGAUGGCACUAAGAAACGUUGGAGUCGGUUGUUUGAAAUAGCAAAACACCCUUUUCAAAUAGCAAAACUCCCUUUUGAAAUAGCAAAACUCCCUUUUCAAAUAGCAGAACACCCUUUUCAAAUAGCAAAACUCCGUUUGCUAUCUCGUAGUCUGAACAUACUUUUCAGAAACCUAUACUUUAUGAACCUUAUUUUUAAAGGUAAGUACACAUUGAGUACGGAGUUUGUUCUAGCGCAAGUACGCGGCAACAACCAUUGGCGUACCCGAGUCAGGUACGACUAGAAAUCUUGAAUGAUCGCACCCUGAAGACCUACAUGCAUAUAUUCCAACUAAAUUGUGGUUUUGAAUAACUUGUGCUUGGAAAGAUCAAAUCACAAGUGUCAAGUGGUACAAAUGGUACGUUGCUGGAAAAAAUAGAAGUAUCAGCCCAUAAUAUUGGCAUACCUUAGGGACGUAAGGACGCGAUUUAUCGCACCCUGCUGUGUUAGAAUAAACACGUACAGAAUGAAUAGAAAGUUGUAACUUAUGGACACAUAUUCCUUGCAGCAAUGUCAUGAAUGUUAUGGCGGAGGUUUCAAGCAAUGCAAGACUUGUGCUGGACGAGGUUGGGUAAGUGUACAGUGGAGUGGUUUGUCUCUUGCCCACUGAUCUUGCCCCCCCCCAGGGUCUUAGCUAGGAUUUUAGAACUUGGGCGUGUUUCUAAAUGACCAGGGUGUGCACAUGUCAAUUACCUCAAAUAGCCAAAUUCGCGGUUCUAGUUAUGGUCGCCAACAACAGACCAUACCUGUGGUUGUUCUAUGCUUUGCAACCAAAUACAAGGCAAGCAUACGCUCAUAUUACGCACUGACAUUAAAAUAUUAAGUUUUUUCAGCAACUCUUGGGGGUAUUUAAAACCAUUGUAACACCAUACAGUUCCCAUUAUCCACCAAAACAUUAAAACAUCACAUGCAGAUCACUUUCGCCAAUUUCAACAAUAACCGUAGAUUUUACAAACUUUCUUACAACGUACAGUGAAUAGGAAGAAAUUCUGUCUGUUAUUUUAUGAACCUACACAGCCUUAUAUAAAUAAUGAAACCGCAUUCAUUUUAUCUAGCCGUGUUUUUCCUUUUUUGGCCGCGAUAACACGGCCAACAUGGCCCUCUGGCUAAGACCCUGCCCCCCGCUUUACUAAGUUUAUUUGAUAAACGCAAAUAUAUACUUACCCUGGAUUCCAGAGCCUUCGACAGUAAAUAAUAAAUUGAAAUGUCGCGAAGGCUCUAGUUCAACGGGAAGUUUCUUUGAUUAAACCGCGCCAAUCACAAAACAGAAUUAGUGGUUUUAGCAAAGAAUCUUCCCGUCGAACCAGAGCCUUCGCGACGUUUCAAUUUAUUAUUUACUGUCGAAGGCUCUGGAAUCCAGGGUAAUAUAUGUCAUAGAAUGGAAAAUCCAUAUAAGGUCAUAGAAUGGAAAUUGUAUGGAACUUUAUUGGAAAUAGAAUGGAUUUUGAUGAUCCAUAAUAAUUGUAUAUUUCUAUACUAUGGAUAUAGUUAUAGUAUCGAAAUAGUAUGGAUAUACUAUGGAUUUAGUGGUUCAAUUGUAAAUUUCAUAGCAUGGAUUUCACAUUUUUUCCCAGUGUAAAAGAAUCUGAAAAUUACAUCGUUGAAAGAGAAAACGCAUUAUUACUAGGGAGGGUUUUUCAUUUGAAAAUUCAUAUAGGGAAAGUAUUCAGAUAGAUAUGUUGUUGCAUGUAUCCAACAAAUGCAUAACAUAACUAUUGUUUUCCUUUCUGCAGAGUAAGUGCCAUACUUGUCAUGGUCGUGGGGUGGUCAAAGAUGACUUCAAUGAAGAGAAGCCAUGCCAUGCUUGUUCGGGUGCAGGAGAAGGAAGGUUAGUGGAUGUAGGAAUUAUUAGAUUCCACUCGUCUGCAUCUCAGAAAGAACGACAGCUCAAGUAAUAUCGAUCUUUCUCAGAUCAAGUCAAGUUGAGAUCAGGUCACAAUUUCUUAUUGUGGAAUACAAGUACAUCAAUGGUGUUCUCGUUAUUCUAGAAUGCAGGAAACAAUAAAAUGACAGCCGAAACUGUGAUCUUUUGAAAAACCUAAUUUAUUUCGAAAAAUUAAAGCUAAUUCAUUCCACUUAUCUUCAUUAAAUUUUGCUCUUCAUUACAUUACUAUACAAAGUUUCCUUCGAAACAUUGUAUUGACACAAAAAUGAAUGGCUAUAUCAGUUUUUCGACAAUGAUUUUACAGAAAAACUUUCUUACAAAGUAUAGACCCUAAGCAACACAAAAUAAUGAAAAUAUUUUCAAAUUUUCGUUUUGAUCCAGCAUUUAACCUUGCCCAAUUUGAGGUUCAUGACUCUUCGGAGGAGGUGGAAACCACAGCUCUCCUCAAAAUCCCACCUGGUGGCCAGCGUUCGAUGGAAUUGUCGUUAACAUUUUUUUCUUUCUCAAGGUGCCCUCCAUGUAAUGGUGGGGGAAGGGUCAAGUGUGACGUUUGCAAUGGUCAUACUAGACUCAAGACAUUCAUACAGCUCACAGUUACAUGGUAUGUAUAUGCUGCUCAAUUGAACAUUUUUGCAUGAAGCGUAACUAUGUACUGUAUAUUUUAUUUUGUAUUGUAUAAUUCCAGGAAAAACCAUGAUUCGGAGAAAACUAUCGAGAGGUCUCAUGGUGGACCGAAGGACAAAGUUAAGGAAGCUGGAGGGCUGCAAAUAUUUCACCAACAAUUCCCACGGGUAAGGGCUGGUUAACACUAUCAAAGUUUCUGUGAUCACAGUAGGAAUUUUGCAUAUAGCUAAAUUCUAGGUUUUGAAGGAUUUGUAAGAAAUGUUUGAGGAAACUGACUAAGUGUUACAGGACAUAUGACUCGAAAAUUGACGGUGUUAUUUUUUAGUCUAAUUUGAAAGAUAAUUGAAAACUGUACAGUAACUUGUUUGGUAGAUUUUUGUUUUCUUGCUUCGUUUUGAAGAUAUUUCAUUUUGUAUGAUAUGCAAAGGACCAACUUUUACGUCACAUAUGCAUAAUGAUUUAGCCCUAAAAGCUGUGUAUUUUUAAUACGACUAAACACAAUCAGUAGAAAACCUACAUGGGUGUUGUUGUGGACAAAUCUCGUGCUCAUCAUUCAUGUUGAGCGAAUUUACAAAAUUAUAUAACAUUUUAAAGUAAUUCAUUAUGCAUGUGUGCCGUAGAAAGUUAGUCUUGCAUAUCAUACAAAAUGAAAUAUCUCCAAAACGAAGCAUAAAAAAAAAUUGUCAAAGAAGUUACUCUACAGUUUUCAAUUAUCUUUCAAAUUAGACUAACUAAAAUAACACCGUCAAUUUUUUGGUCAUAUAUAUGCCCUUUAAAUUAAACAGUGAAGUCAGUCUCCUCAAACGUUUCUUACAAAUCCAUCAAAACUUUGAAUUUUAAGGCAUGGUCAAGCACAGAAUCAUUCUCAGAUAAGUAAGAAGUAUUUUCAUAUUAAUUCUUCAUUAUUUAUAGGUCUGGCCAAUUACCACAUUCUUUGACAGCGAAAUCAACAAUGCAUCCCAACAAUUUGUGAGUGAACAUGCAACAUCUUGGCCACAAGAACGUAUUCUUAUGCAGGUACAUAUGUUGAUAAAAAGGGUUUUAAGUGGGUUAUUCACGGUGCGAUAGUUUCACCGGUGUAUGGGUAAUUGCCAGAAAACAAGUCAUGAGCCAGUUUGAGUUGUUUUGUGUUUGUCUGUUGGUGGAUUUCAGUAUGGGUUAACAAUACAGCAGAUGGUGUAUAACUUCACUUUAUAUUAACCACACAAAUGACUCGAGUUCUGCGUUCAAAGCGUUCAAAUUGUGUAUAGGUUUCAAGCUUGCAUCUAGAUUGUUUCCAAUAUUUUCCCAGUUUGUACCAGUUUGUACAAUAAUAAUACAUGCAUGUGUUAUGUACUGUUUACAGCAUGGGCGGCCGUGUCGUAUCGAUACUUAUUUUUCACCCUGCUCGGUUUCCUUUGUUCUUAGCGGGGAAUAUAUUCAAUAUUCCCCUCUAAAAGCUUGUGAAACUUCUUGAUGAGUACAUUCGUAUCCUUCAACAAUUUUUAAAUUAAUAGUUCAUUAAUAAUUAAUAACUAUUUUUUAAAUUUUAAUUGUUUUAAAAAACAAAUGAAUGAUAUUUGGUGAGAAAAUUGAUCUUAAAGUUUAUGUAAAUCAGCAUGAUUUUUAUCAGAUAUACAAACUUUUCAUUCUUUUGUGUUUUCUUCAUGAAAUAUUAUUCAUGGAUCAUGAUUAUUCUUAAGCUUCCGCAAAAUUUUGUACCAGCGUAAUUUCUUUAAUAUUUCUAACUUGCUUUACCACACUGAUCAACCACAAAUAAUACUUUUGCUUAUUUUUUUCAUAAGAAUCAUGUCCUCCGCGCCAUUCCCGUUGCUGAAGUGUCGUACGUAUGGAAGAAUGACAGCUAUCGUUUCUGGGUAUACGGCAAAGAACCCCGGAAGGUUUUUGCUCCAGAUUACCCCCAGCAAUGCUGUUGUGGUUGCGUCAUUCUCUGAGCCUGGGAACGAUUUCCAAUUUUAUUAAGAUGGAUAGCACUUCGCACGAUAGUCAUUUGACUGAUGAUUUAUAGGUUUAAAGAUGGUUGGACUAAAUUUUAAUAUUCAAUGCAUUAGUUUUAUACCAUAGUUCAAAAUUAAUAUAUAGUGUAGACCUCUUUGCUUGGAUGAAAUCGUGUCAACAAUAUAUAUGCCAUCAUAAUGUUUUUGUGUUCAGG
Molecule: messenger RNA, 10170 nt
Organism: Paramuricea clavata
Lineage: Eukaryota; Metazoa; Cnidaria; Anthozoa; Malacalcyonacea; Plexauridae
Source: the annotation of a GenBank genome assembly